UUGUAGCUACAGCUUGGAAUUUUUCGAAGAAGAGCUUUGUUUCGAUAAGCUGUCCAGGACGUCCACUGUCAACCACAGACUAGCAGAGGAGCCUUGCUUGACAAGAUGAAGUAUUCUGCCGCUAUUCUGGCCCUGAUGGCCGAGGCCGUCCUUGCCGCCCCUCAAGCCACCUCAGGCGCCACGGCCUCCAGCUCCACCAGCACUGCCACCAACACCACCGCAAUGGCAUCCUCAUACGCUGGCGCUUCGACCUCCGACGUCUACCCGCCAUCCGGCACUGUCGCCAAUGGCACCCUAUUCCCAUCGGAAUCUGUGGUUGGCUUCCCCGGCCCUACUCAGACUGGCGUGGAGCCUGCUGCCGCUCAGACAGCUCCUCUCUACCCAUACAACACCGGAGCCGCCAAGUCAUUCCCGCUGGUCGCUGCCCAGCCCCAUGGCUCGAACUCGACCUCCAACAUCGACAUCACCAAGUACUGGGGUAACUUGUCCCCAUGGUACUCCGUCAACUCCUCCGACUAUGGCCUGCCCAAUGCUAGCCCAUUGAUUCCCAAGGGCUGCUCCGUCGAGCAGGUCCAUCUUCUGUACCGUCAUGGUGCCCGUUACCCUACCAGUGGCGCUGCCCCUGCAACCUUCGCCAGCAAGAUUGUCAACGCCACCAAGGGAACCGGCUUCAACGUUUCCGGCGACUUGGCUUUCUUGGCCAACUGGGAGUACAAACUCGGUGCGGAGCUGCUGACUCCCUUCGGACGUGCCCAGAACUUCCUUCUUGGUGUUGAGUACCGUCAAUUGUAUGGUGAAUUGCUCAACAACUUCACCGCCCAAAAGGCCAUCCCAGUUUUCCGUACCGAAUCCCAAGAUCGUAUGGUCAAGACUGCUGAGAACUUUGCUGCCGGUUUCUUCGGUGUUCCCGAGUACCUGCAGGAGGUCAACAUUGAGAUCCUGGUUGAGGCCACUGGCGUCAACAACUCCGGUGCUCCCUACGAGGUCUGCAACAACUCCAACAUUGCCAGCCGUGGCAGCAUUGGCAGCACCGCUGCUACCAAGUUCGCCACCAAUGCCUUCAACUCCACUAUUUCCCGUUUGAACUCCAUGGUCUCCGGUAACCUCACCCUCACCCCAACCGAUGCCAUUGCUAUGUUGCAGCUCUGCUCGUACGAGACCGACGCUCUUGGCUACUCGGCCUUCUGCGGACUGUUCACCGCAGAGGACUUUGCCAACUACGAGUACUACUACGACAUCUCCUUCUACUACAACAACGGCCCCGGUUCUCCUGUCUCCGCCGCUCAAGGCAAGGGCUACCUCCAGGAAUUCGUCGCUCGAUUCACUCAGUCUUACCCCAACGCCUCGUCUGCCCUCAACGAGACCUUCGAUAACUCCUCGACCUACUUCCCUCUCAACCAGUCCUUCUACGCCGAUGCUACCCACGAGGUCGUCGUCCUUGACACCCUCACCGCCUUCAACUUGACUGCGCUGUUCAAUGGCCCUGCCUUGAGCACCAGCAACCGCAACUCCAGCAACAACACCUUCGUGGCCAGCAAGAUCGUGCCAUUCGCCACUCAUUUCACUGCUCAAGUCCUCGAGUGCCCGGCCCGAAAUGUCUCCAAGCAGAUUCGAUUUAUUGUCAACGAUGCUGUUGUCCCAGUCUCGAGCUCUCACCCUGGCUGCCCCGUUGACCCUGAUGGACUUUGCCCUUUCAACACCAUGGUCAGUGUGCUCCAGCAGCGUAUUGCUCAAAUCGACUUCAACUACGACUGCUUCGCCAACUACACUGCCACCGCCGGUGUCAACUACAAUGGUCGUGCUCCCCAUUGAUCAACGCGAUGAUGUCAAUAAAAGCAGGGCCCUAAGGCGGCCGGAAGUAGCUAAAGCUAAUAUCUAAUGCACGUAAUGCAAAUACACAUAAUGCAAAA
Molecule: messenger RNA, 1910 nt
Organism: Exophiala viscosa
Lineage: Eukaryota; Fungi; Ascomycota; Eurotiomycetes; Chaetothyriales; Herpotrichiellaceae
Product: histidine phosphatase superfamily
Exons: 4
Coding region: 106-1812 (568 amino acids)
Molecular function (GO): acid phosphatase activity
Source: RefSeq, a predicted model, not a curated record